AUGAUUGCAAACAGUACUUCAAUCUGUAGUUUGCUAUUGAAAUUAUUUCGUCUUCAUCGCUACACUUCCGCAAAUUUCUGUUUCAACUUUACGAAUAGUCAGCAGCAACUUAACGAAGCUGCACGUAAAUUUGUAGCUGAUGAAGUGACACCAGUAGCAGCUGAAUACGACAAAAACGGUGAAUUUCCAUGGCAAGUGCUUAAAAGAGCUCAUGCUAAUGGGUUGAUGAACACGACGAUCCCUAGCAAUUACGGUGGCUUGGAACUGGAUAUGGUCACAAAUGCUCUAAUUUACGAAAGAUUCGGAUAUGGCUGCACAGGAAUAAGCACAGCGAUGUUGGUGAAUAUCCUUGCUGAAACACCGCUUAUUUUAGCAGGUAGCAAUGAAAUAAAAAAAAAGUAUCUGGGACGAAUGGUCGAAGAGCCCUUGAUGGCUUCGUUCGCAGUCACAGAGUCAUGCGCCGGUUCAGAUGUUUCGGCUAUACGGACUUCUUGUAAGAAGAAGGGUGAUGAAUAUGUCAUUAACGGGUCCAAGAUGUGGAUUACCAAUGGUGGAGUUGCUAACUGGUUUUUCGUGCUUACACGGAAUGAUAAUGAUCCGAAAACACCUGUUAACAAGGCCUUUACGGCAUUUGUAGUUGAUGCUGAUAAACCGGGCAUCAAUAUUGGAAAGAAAGAAAUAAAUAUGGGGCAGCGUACAUCAGAUACACGUGCAAUAACAUUUGAAGAUGUCCAAGUACCAAAAUCACAUAUGAUUGGUGGUCUCGGCGAGGGUUUUAAGAUUGCUAUGAAGGCUUUUGAUAUUACCAGAUCACUGGUGGCAGCAAUAGCAACUGGAUUAGCAUCUCGUUGUCUAGAUGAGGCCAGCAAGUAUGCAUUAGAGAGAAAAACAUUUGGUACUCAAAUCGCUAACAACCAGGGUAUAUCAUUCAUGCUGGCUGAUAUGGCUAUAAAUUUGGAGCUUUCACGGCUGAUGACUCAUCGAAGUGCAUGGGAAACGGAGCUAGAGCAAAGCUCAGCUGCCUCGUAUUAUUCAUCUAUUGCUAAAUGUUUCGCUGCAGAUACUGCCAAUAUUGCUGCGUCCAACGCUGUUCAGAUUUUUGGCGGCAAGGAACCAUUUCUAAUUCUUAUUUUAAAACUGGAAACGGAUUCAAUACUGAAUAUCCAGUGGAGAAGUUAAUGCGUGAUGCAAAAAUACUGCAAAUUUAUGAAGGCACCAGCCAGAUCC
Molecule: messenger RNA, 1227 nt
Organism: Loa loa (African eye worm)
Lineage: Eukaryota; Metazoa; Nematoda; Chromadorea; Rhabditida; Onchocercidae
Exons: 8
Coding region: 1-1179 (392 amino acids)
Biological process (GO): fatty acid beta-oxidation; medium-chain fatty acid catabolic process
Cellular component (GO): mitochondrion
Molecular function (GO): medium-chain fatty acyl-CoA dehydrogenase activity; flavin adenine dinucleotide binding
Source: RefSeq, a predicted model, not a curated record